AUGGGCCAUUCGCUGCUUGUGGCUUCCAUGGGCUUUGCCCUGCUGGGCAGCUGCUGGAUGAUGGUGGUCCUUGCCUGGCAGUACCCUUGGCUUCUGCAUCUGCUCUUUUUUGCGGUCUCAACUCUCAGCUUCUUUGGCUUGGCAGCUCUGUGCCUGUUGCUGUAUUUCAUCCAGAUGGCGUACGAGUCGGAAAAAGGUGCGUUGCAGCUGCUACCGCCAGAAGCUGGCAAGACCCUCAACCUUUCCAUCUUUGAGAUUGUGGAGGUGCUUAGCAGAGCCAUCAUGCGACCCCUCUAUGACUGGCUUCGUGUGCUCCUGUUGAUCAACUUGGACCUGGAUGAGGACACCCGCAAAGAGAUCCUUGAGGAGAUGAGCCCAGAAUUCAGGCGCCGCAUCUUCCAGUACUCCCUGGGGCAGCUCCUGCCCAAGAGGCUUCAGCGUUUCAUCUUGGGCCGACGCUACAGUGAGUCCAAGAGCCCUGGAGACAUGCAGGAGCUCUUUGGGAAUCCGACUUCGCAUCGCGAGAAGGGCGAGAAGGGCGAGAAGGGAGAGAUCCGCGUCCGUGGGAGGAGCCUGAGCCGGUCCCAGUCACUCACGGACUUGCUGGCCUUCCUGAAGACCGUCGACAACUCACCCUCGAAGCAGUCAUCUGUUAUCGAGAAGAUCUUGGCAAGCAAGGUGGCCGAUGGAGCAAUCUGGACGAUGUCACAGGGAGCUGUCCAUCAGUAUGAGAGCCAUCUCAGCAGCAGAGUCCGCACGUUCCUAGAGAAUGUCAGCAAGAAGCCAGAAAACCCCCUCCUGCGGGUCCCCUGGCGCGUCAUCAACUGGGAACUCACAGCAGCACGCUCUGUUCUGAGAACGAUGGUCUCUCUUUUCAAUGAACCGGAGGCCGAUGUGAUCCAGAAGAAGGAUGCCUAG
This is a messenger RNA of Symbiodinium natans, 918 nucleotides long. Lineage: Eukaryota; Dinophyceae; Suessiales; Symbiodiniaceae. The record is from the annotation of a GenBank genome assembly.